Molecule: messenger RNA, 2000 nt
Organism: Hemiscyllium ocellatum (epaulette shark)
Lineage: Eukaryota; Metazoa; Chordata; Chondrichthyes; Orectolobiformes; Hemiscylliidae
Exons: 12
Coding region: 168-2000 (610 amino acids)
Biological process (GO): regulation of gene expression
Cellular component (GO): nucleus
Molecular function (GO): POU domain binding; DNA binding
Source: RefSeq, a predicted model, not a curated record
CCUUAUAUAAGAAAAGUAGCCACUCAUGAGUUAUAUAAAUCAGAGUUUUCAAUUUGCCUCCACCUGUGGAUUGCUGUAGUGAGGUGUAUUUACCUGUCCAGGUGCUGCCCAAGUCCUAGCGGUGUCGCACCUGGUGUUGCUCCACGCUUGGUGCAUCAGAACACAACAUGCUGUACAAAGUGCUAAGCCCGCACAGCAUUCACGAUCACAGCAGCAAUGACAGUGACUUUGAUGAUUACUACCGAAAGAGCAACCGGUCCCCCCUAGCCGGGAAGGUCGCCACGACAGAGGGGGACUGCUCACAGCCAACCCCGAGUUCCUCUCGACACCUGGAACACAGCAAAAAGAUCCCUGAAGCUGCAAAAGAGGCAUCCACUGAUUCAAAAAAUCUCAUGAAUACUAAGUGUCAGAAGAAAUAUGUGGGAGUAAGAGUCCGCCGCCCAGUUCGAGAUCUCCUUCGUAAUUAUCGAAUAGCCAGAGGAGAAGACCCCAAUGUCGACCAGGUAGAUGUACACUUCAAAUCAAAUAAUUUGAGAAGACGGGUGGUCCGAGAGACUGGACACACUAUGAAAUGGAGCUCACAGAUGAAAAAAAUCAAUAUGUUCCCCUCAAAGAAUUUUGAAGAACUCCUGGAAGACUUGGUAGAAGUCUUGGAGUCUGAUUUGAAACAAAAUGAAGCACGCUCGUAUCAAACAACACAGAACAUACCUGAAAUGGAUUGUCAGGAGGACAGCUACACCAGCAGCCCAGUCAGUUUCUGGGGUUCACAGUAUGACAACCAAAAGCUACAACAAAACCAAGGGACCUUAAUAAAUGGUUCGACUUGCUCCUCUGAGUAUGAUGUUACUGUUCCUGUUCUGGGAUCUGUAUUUCCCACACCUUACUCACACUUUGAACUGGAGGGUUGGAAUUACUUGCCUCGCCAGUCAGUGGCUUUCACAGACCAACACUGUGUCAACACGUCCGAUAAAGAUAGGAAUUUCAGCUGUCAGCCCUGCUAUUCCCAAACUGUCAAGAAACAAUCCCCACCUUGUUCCCCGUCAUUUGGGGAAGAAUGGUUCAGCCAAGCUGAACUGAACAAUAUUCACAAUUAUAAAUCUUCCCACGUUGAAAGCAAGUGCUUUCCGAUCACCUCUCAACAGCAACAUUCUUUAGAUGGGUCAGCCUUGUCUUUCUUCCAGUCGCAACUGCGGCAUGUAGAGGGCAGCCUUUGUAAUGUAUCGACUCAAGAACUGCUUUCUGUGGAUGAGAGCGGAAACACAAUGCUACACAAUGCUGUUAUUCAGGGAAAAAGAGCCUUGACAUACAGUCUGGCUUGUAGGAUGGCAAAUAUUGGCACAAUUGACACAAAGGAUACCAGAGGCAGAACUGCAUUGCACUUAGCUGCAGAAAGAAAUCAGCACCUGGUAGUCAAUGACCUCAUUUUACUUGGUGCUCAAAUCAAUGAGAGAGACCAUUUUGGAAAAACUCCCAUACAUUUGUGUGCAGAAAAUGGAUUCCUUCGGGUUUUGCAUGUAAUAGAGAAAACAAUGAUGAAUGGAAUUGAUGUCGUAAUUGAUGCCAGCGAUAAUAAUCAUCUGACCCCAUUACACUAUAUGGUGUUGGCUCAUGCUGCGACAGUGAAAGCAUUUGAGAAUACAGACAUGAGCUAUGAUAUGAUGAAGUUCCUCAUGUUGAGGAAGGAGCAGCUGCUAGAUGGAAUGAGAUGCUUGCUGAGGAUGGGAUCGUCUCUCUGUACAAAGGAUCUGAUUUGCCAAACUGCCAUCAACCUUGCAGAAGAAAUAAAUGACAUUGAAGUUCUGAAUUUCCUUUAUGGCCAUCUUGAUGGAAUGAAAAAUGUUUGUCACAAGGAAUUUUCACCAUGUGGCAUAUUCAAUGCAAUGGAUCAAAAAGUGUCUUCACAAGAAGUGGCUCCAGAAGAGCUUCCUUGUGACAUUUUCCUGCAGACCAGCAUGUACAGUGAGGAGCUCAAUAAAAGACUCAACCACGGUUGUCAGUGA